UGCUGCCGGAGCCUUGCUCCACCCGUGGAGGGCUCUAGCUGCCCGCCUCUCCCUGGACCAGGAUGGGCACCGCCGCAUAAAGGAGCUGGAGCACCGCUGGCAACUGGCACAGGGGGCAGCCUGGGCCCGUUGCAGGGCGAGGCAGGGGGGCUCACGGCAAGACUGGACAUGGCUGCGGCCACUGGUGGAGGAGGGCUGGCCGCCCCAUCGCCCGGCAACCUGCAGCAGCUGCAACAACAGCUGGUAGCUGUGCAGGUGCUCCAGGGAGGGGUGACCCUCGCCCUCCAGCCCCCCAACACGGACUCCCCACCUCCCCCGGACACAGGGGAGCCGCACAGUGGUGCGGCUGCAGUUGGGGAUCUGAGGCUGCCACUGUGCGUGUGUGAGUUGUUGCUGCGGGCAGCGCUGCAUCGCUGGCUGCGUUACACUGAAUGCGUCGCUGGGCUGCACUGGAGCCUGGCGGGGGUGCUGCAGCGUGUGGGGCUGACGGCCGGGCAGAGCAGCUGCAGCCUGCCCCACAUCUGGAAACAACUGCACAAGCUGCAGGGGGAGGUGCGGGUGCUGCGGUGCUGCAGUGGUGACUACGAGCGAGUGCUGGGGCUGGGCCGGGAGCUGGAGGUCCAGGCUGAUGAGCAGACCAGGCUGGUGCUGCGGGGAGAGAUGUCCCAGUUGCAGAGCGACUGGGAGCGGGCCGGCUCACUGCUGGAGACCAACGUAUCACACAUCACCAACGUCCAGCAGAUAUGCAGCAGAUGUUGUGAGGAGGCAGCUGUGCUGGGCCACAAAGUGCAGGAGCUGCGGGCGGAUGUGAAGAGUGUACGGUGUGGAGCCAGCGAGAGCGGCCAGACUCAGCUCCAGGUACAGGGUGCGGAGAUGUUGUGGGGAGACUGGGCCAGCCGACUCGCCGCGCUGAGCAGCCAGACCAGCCUGGUGGCCGCCUGCCUCUCCCCUGGCACUGUCGCCGCCUUCCAGGCCCAGCCGGCACAUCUGGAGCUCCAGUGGCAACAGCUGGAGGAGGCGGCGCCGAAGCUGGGGAUAAGCCGGGGGCAGCAGCAGAGGCUGCUGUUCAUCAGCCGGUGCAAGCGGCUGCAGGAAUGGCUGACACAGACGGAGGAACAGAUCUCUGUGUGCACCGGGCCGACACUCGAGGAGACCAUCGAGACGCUGCAGAAGGCGUGUGUGGGGGAGCUGGGCCGGCGUGCGUGGCAUAGGAGCAGCGUGGAACGGCUGGGGGCGGCACUGAGGGAGAGCGAGGCGGGCCCUGCUGCCGACAUCGAGGGCAAGCUGACUCUCCUCAACAACCGCUGGCGACAACUCGGGCACCUCGCCCAGCACAGGGUGAAGAGGCUGCAGGAGACGCUGAGCUCGGUGCAGAGCCUGGGCCGAGAGAUGAACUGCCUCCGCUCCUGGCUGGCUCACAUGGAGUCCGAGCUCUCCAAGCCCCUGGUCUACAGCAUCUGCGACGACCAAGAAAUCGAGAGGAAGCUCGCCGAACAGCAGGAGCUGCAGCGGGAGAUUGAGCAGCGCAGUGCGGGUGUUGCGUCGGUGCUGCGCCUGUGUGAUGGGCUGCUGGAGGAGGGCGAGGUCGAGGCUGAAUGCGACGGGUUGCAGCACCGCAACCGCAGCCUGCAGCGUCGUUGGCGUAACGUCUGCUCCAUGGCCGUGGAGCGUCGCAUGAGGAUUGAGGAGACGUGGCGUCUGUGGCAGAAGUUUCUGGAAGACUACUCUCAGAUUGAGGAGUGGCUGCAGGGGGCAGAGGAGGCGGUGACCAACCCCCUCACCUCCCAUGUGCCCUACGCCCUGGCCCGGGAGGAGCUGAAGAAGUACGAGGCGCUGCAGCGAGGGGCGCAGGAGUCUCUGACGCAGCUGGAGUUGAUCAACAAGCAGUAUCGCCGCCUGGCGCGGGAGCACCGCACCGACACCAGCAGCCGCCUGCGCCGCACACUGGCCGCAGCCAACCAGCGCUGGGACCGGCUGCAACGCCGCACCACCGCCAUACUGCGCCGGCUCAAGCACCUGACGGGGCAGCGGGAGGAGUUUGAGUGUGGCCGUGCAGCGGUGCUGGUGUGGCUGACCGAGCUCGACCUGCAGCUCACCAACGUCGAGCACUUCUCCCAGAGCCACAUCGCCGACAAGGUCCGCCAGCUCCACGCCUUCCAGCAGGAGAUCACCCUGAACACUAACAAGAUCGACCAGCUGAUAGUGGCGGGGGAGCGGCUGAUCCAGAAGAUUGAGCCGUUGGACGCGGUGGAGAUCGAGGAGGAGCUGCAGGAGCUGCACGCCUACUGCCACGAGGUGUUCGGCCGCGUCGAGCGCUUCCACCAGCGUCUCAUCUGCACCCCACUGGUGACGGACAUGGACGCAGACACAGAGCCGUCCCCGCGGGUGCCGGAGGGGGAGGGACGCGGUGCCCUGAGCUGGGGGGAGGGGGCCGGAGCUCCGGGGGAGGGGCUGUGUGUCCCAGCCGCGGACGGGGGUCAGAGGUCGGGCCGGGAGACGCCGGUGAGCGUGGACUCCCUCCCCCUGGAGUGGGACCACACGGUGGAUGUGGGGGAGGGGGCCGACCCCGAGCACCAGGGGGAGGCGCUCUACUACACCACCCCAGCAGCAUCGUUCCGUCUCACACAUCUCGGCAGCCCUCAACCUCCUACUCCUGUCUCUUCAGAUGCAGAGGUGACCGACAGCCCUGAAGACAUUGUGACACUGACGGAGACCACGCUGACGGGUAGGAAGCCAGCGCUGCACGGGCCAAUGGCACCAGCCCAGAAUGCCAUGGACAAGGCGGGCAGAAUGGCCUGUUUCUCUGACAUGAGACUGGACGUUGAGGACUGA
This is a messenger RNA of Leucoraja erinaceus (little skate), 2832 nucleotides long. RefSeq names its product nesprin-2-like. Lineage: Eukaryota; Metazoa; Chordata; Chondrichthyes; Rajiformes; Rajidae. The record is from RefSeq and is a predicted model, not a curated record. Gene Ontology annotation, molecular function: protein binding.